UUUCUGAAUAGGUAAGGUUACCCGCGCAACUCAGUUGUACCGCGUUAAAGUUAUGAACCGGAUCUUCGGACAAGCUAAGCCGAAACAGCCCCCUCCAAAUCUGACUGAUGUGAUUUCCAAUGUAGAUAGCCGGGCCGAAUCUGUCGAUAAAAAAAUCGAUAAACUGGAUGAGGAACUUAAAAAAUAUAAACUACAAAUGCAAAAGAUGAGAGACGGUCCUGCAAAAGAGAGCGUCAAAAUGAAGGCUUUAAGAAUUUUAAAGCAAAAGAAGGUGUAUGAAAAUCAAAAGGAACAACUUUCCAACCAAAGUUUUAAUAUGGAACAGACUAAUUUUGCCAUCCAGACCGUGCGUGAUACCAAAGUUACAGUGGAUGCCAUGAAAGUCGGUGCCAAAGAAUUAAAAGUGGAGAUGAAAAAAAUUAACCUAAAUAAUGUGGAAGACCUUCAAGACGAUUUAGCUGAUCUACUCGUCUCAACUGAUGAAUUACAAAAUAUUCUCAGUCAGUCCUACGCGACACCCGAUAUAAAUGAAAAUGAUCUGGAACAAGAAUUGAUGGGUUUGUGUGAUGAGCUAGGUUCUGAUACAACGUAUUUAAAUGAAGACUUUAACGCACCUUCUGUUCCAACGGGGAUUCCUGGAGAAAGUUUACCAACUCCAGCCAUGGGUAGUAUGCCGUCUGCUGACUUUCGCUUUUCGUUUUUGGACUUAAAUGAUGUCAGAAAGCACUAGUAAUUAUGUGUAUUUUUAGUUAAACUGCCAAAAGUUUUUUCGCAAGUGAUAUAACCCAGUUAAAUGUUCCAGUUUUCGACAGUUGAACUGAUUUAAUAUGUGGCAGCAGAACAAUAUCAAACUGGACGAAUUUGGUUUGCCUCAGAUUUCGUGAAUCACACUUACCUUGAUCGCUGACACAACACAUAUCUUGAUUUAUUUCAGAAGUGUUUUGUUCUCCAAUAGAACAUUAUCUUCACUCUUACUUUUAAUAAUAUCUUAUCUGCAAUGAUUUUUUAAUUUCUUUUGUCAGUGGACGAAUUUGUCACACAAUGUUCCAUCAUUCACUAACAUUGUAGUAUUCUAAGGUUAUCAGUAAUAGAACUUUGUCAGAGAGGGACAAGCGAGUGUCGAUAAACUUUCAUUUAGACCCAUCGUAUCCUCAUAAUAUGUUUCGUUUAUAUUCACUCAAUCCAGUUCAUCUUUCAAUAACUGAAUUGAUACAAUGCACAUUAGAUGUUUUGAAAUUUUCUCAAAGUCGAAGUAAUUCAAACUAUUCAUGAAUAAUGUUGAAAUGAUAUUACUUCAAGUCAGAAUGCAAGCCUAUUUGAUUGAAUAGACCCCAUUUUAGUUAGGACUGAGGGACUACGUGAAAAUUUGUAACAUAAGGAAGCGUUACCUGAGGGUUUAUUAUAUGUACUUCUAAUCCCUAUUUGGUUAACAACUGGGUUAUAGUAAAUUUUACACUAUUUUAAGUGUAAGCUUCCAUCCGUCC
Messenger RNA from Schistosoma intercalatum, 1484 nucleotides. Lineage: Eukaryota; Metazoa; Platyhelminthes; Trematoda; Strigeidida; Schistosomatidae. The record is from the annotation of a GenBank genome assembly.